CAACUUUGCGAAACAAUUCGUUGGGUGACUACAAGGUCGUGACGUUGAAUGGCGGGUCAUGACAACAUCAACUGGUACGGGGAUAAGCACCCACACAGAAUCAAGUUUCGCACGUCAAUAAUGCAACGGCGAGUGGAACGCCAAGCGCGUAGGAAGCACGGAGGGAUAGUUAUCACUCAAAUAUAUAUAUGGCUCAAUGUAGCUUAAGUGAUGGUCCCUCGAAAAGCCCUUUCCUCAGACCUUGACCAUCGUCUCCCGCAUACAAUUCGAUUUAUCAAGCCUCCCAACUACGUGCAAAAUGGCAAACACAAACAGAUCCAAUGAAACAGGGUUGUUAACCCGAUGGGUUCCUGAUCGCCUCAAGCAUUCGCGUCUUUACCGCUGGUUCCUCCGCCUUACGCGCGUCCUGCAAUUCCUCUCCUCCGUCAUCUCUCUUGGCAUUUUCUCUCAGCGCAUGUACAAGGUAUACCGUCUGGUCAAUUCGAUCAAAACUCGCCGCGGAGUCAACAGUGCCAUCGGGGCCGUUGAGGGUAUCCUUGCCGCCGCCGUCCUAUACACGCUCAUCACGACUGUCAUGGCAUUUCUUCUCAAGGGAGGUGGUCCCAGGUGGCUCCGCUGGCUCUGGGUUCUCUUCGAUAUCUUGUUUGUUGGCGCUUUCAUCGCAGUUGCUGUUAUCACAUCGCCAAACGGAGGUAUGGCUGGACCAAGGCACUGUUAUGACGAUAGAGAUGCGGCAGACGCGGCAAACGUAACUGGUGAGACGACGACAGGCGAUGAUAGCUGUGACUUACCUUGGGGAACGUUCAUCCUGGCUAUCGUCAGCACGGUUUUUCAUGCCAUUACAGCUGCUUUCCAUGAAGUGCGCGACAUGUAUAGGAAGCACCACAAGGCGGGAAGUGACGAGCAUGCCAUUGCGACCCACCACCAGCAGAUGAGGCACUCCGAUGGUGUACACCACGGACCUACCGUUGCAAACGGACACCAACAAACGCAUAUGGGUUAUAGCAAUGGAAUGCAUGGUACCGCUAGGGUCUAAGGUUGGUUUUGAAGGGUAGUGCAACUGUAAAGGGUGUGGUGUUUUGGCUGUAUAAACUCCAAAAAUGCGUAAUCAAAUGAA
Podospora pseudopauciseta is the source of this 1117-nucleotide messenger RNA. RefSeq lists its product as uncharacterized. Bases 299 to 1036 code for a protein of 245 amino acids. The transcript has 2 exons. The record is from RefSeq and is a predicted model, not a curated record. Lineage: Eukaryota; Fungi; Ascomycota; Sordariomycetes; Sordariales; Podosporaceae.